Messenger RNA from Myotis davidii, 2457 nucleotides. It is a transcript of the gene COG2, whose product is annotated as component of oligomeric golgi complex 2. Gene Ontology annotation, cellular component: membrane; COG complex. The record is from RefSeq and is a predicted model, not a curated record. The transcript is spliced from 18 exons. The coding region runs from base 1 to 2457 and encodes 818 amino acids. Lineage: Eukaryota; Metazoa; Chordata; Mammalia; Chiroptera; Vespertilionidae. Gene Ontology annotation, biological process: intra-Golgi vesicle-mediated transport; protein transport; Golgi organization.
AUGACGCCGCCCACACGUUCCCAGCCUUCAGCAGACGGCACUUUGAGAACCAAGCGUUCAAGUGACUCAGAGCUGCUCCGUUUGUAUUCUCAGGAAGACUUCGACGUCGAUCACUUCGUGUCUGACUGUCGGAAGCGGGUCCAGCUGGAGGAGCUGAGGGAUGACCUGGAACUCUACUACAAGCUGCUGAAGACCGCCAUGGUCGAGCUCAUCAACAAGGACUACGCAGACUUCGUCAACCUCUCCACAAACCUGGUUGGCAUGGACAAGGUCCUCAACCAGCUCUCAGUGCCUUUGGGACAGUUACGAGAAGAAGUUCUGAGUCUCAGGUCAUCUGUCAGUGAAGGAAUUCGGGCAGUAGAUGAACGAAUGUCUAAACAAGAGGACAUUAGGGGGAAAAAGAUGUGUGUGUUGAGGCUUAUUCAAGUUAUUCGGUCGGUUGAGAAAAUUGAAAAGAUCUUAAAUUCCCAGAGUUCUAAAGAAACAUCCGCACUGGAAGGACACAGCCCACUGCUGACGGGACAGACUUUGGAGAGAAUCGCCACAGAAUUUAACCAGUUACAGUUCCAUGCAGUUCAAAGCAAAGGCAUGCCUCUCCUGGACAAAGUGAGACCACGGAUCGCGGGCAUCACGGCCAUGCUGCAGCAGUCGCUGGAGGGCCUCCUGCUCGAAGGGCUUCAGACGGCGGAUGUCGACAUCGUCCGGCACUGCUUACGGACGUACGCCACCAUCGACAAGACCCGCGACGCAGAGGCCCUCGUCGGUCAGGUUCUGGUGAAGCCAUACAUGGACCAGGUGAUUAUAGAGCAGGUGGUUGACGCUCAUCCCAAUGGCCUGCAGAUCAUGUACAACAAGCUCCUGGAGUUUGUGCCUCACCAUUGCCGCCUUCUUCGGGAAGUCACAGGCGGGGCCAUCUCAAGUGAGAAAGGCAAUACUGUUCCCGGAUAUGAUUUUUUGGUGAAUUCGGUCUGGCCGGAAAUAGUGCGAGGAUUAGAGGAGAACCUGCCCUCACUCUUUAACCCUGGGGAUCCCAAUGCAUUUCACGAGAAAUACACCAUCAGCAUGGGCUUCGUGAGGGCAUUUGAACGGCAGUGCGGAUCCCAGGCCAGCGUGAGGAGACUGCGCGCGCAUCCUGCCUAUCACAGCUUCAACAAUAAGUGGAACUUGCCAGUUUAUUUUCAAAUACGGUUCAGAGAGAUCGCGGGAUCCUUAGAGGCAGCGCUGACAGAUGCCCUGGAAGACGCUCCAGCUGGGAGCGCCUACUGCCUGCUGGCGUCUCACCGGACGUGGAGCUGCCUGCAGAGGUGCUGGUCGGAGCAGCUGUUCCUGCCGUCGCUGGCGCAUCGGCUGUGGAGGCUCACGCUGCAGGUGUUGGCGCGGUACUCCGUGUUCCUCAACGAGCUUCUGCUCAGGCCCAUCUCGAAUGAGAGCGCCAAGGACGUUAGGAAGCCUCUGGGAACUGCUAGCAAAGACGCUCCCGCUGCCCCGGGAAACAGCGAGGACCCGGGCAGCGGCCCUUCCGAGGCGAAGCCCACGGCUACCAUCUCCAGCACGCAGCUCGUGCACGCGGCCGCCGACCUGGCCCGGCUGCAGGAGCAGCUUCCAGAACUCUUGGAAAUCAUCCAGCCCAAACUCGAGAUGAUUGGCUUUAAGAAUUUUUCUUCUAUCUCAGCCGCCCUGGAGGACUCGCGGCUGUCCCUGUCGGCCUGCGCGCCCGCCCUCAGUGCCAGGAUCGUCCAGGACCUGAGCGAGUCCUGCUUCGCUUCCCUGAAGAGCGCCCUGGAGGUGCCCCGGCUGUACCGACGGACCAACAAGGAGGUGCCCACGACAGCCUCCUCUUACGUGGACAGCGCUCUGAGGCCGUGCCACCAGCUGCGGAGCGGGCACCAGGACAAGCUCAAGCCCGAGCUGAUCCAGCAGUGGCUGGAGGGCGCGCUGUCCGAGAGCACGCACAGGUUCUAUGAAACCGUGUCCGACGUCUUGCACUCCGUGAAGAAGAUGGAGGAGAGCCUGAAGAGGCUCAAACAAGCCCGGAAAUCCUCCCCCGCCAACCCCGGUGGGUCCGGCGGCGGCGGCGGCAUGAGCGACGAUGACAAAAUCCGGCUGCAGCUGGCCUUGGACGGCAGUUUGUUCUAUGAAACCGUGUCCGACGUCUUGCACUCCGUGAAGAAGAUGGAGGAGAGCCUGAAGAGGCUCAAACAAGCCCGGAAAUCCUCCCCCGCCAACCCCGGUGGGUCCGGCGGCGGCGGCGGCAUGAGCGACGAUGACAAAAUCCGGCUGCAGCUGGCCUUGGACGUGGAUUACUUAGGGGACCAGGUAACCGCGAGCGUCCGUUCCAGGGACUCUGGAACCGAGUCCUGGGGUCACCUGGUGGCUCACGUGAGCCCGGAGAUGCCGUCGAGGGUCAGGAGGCUGUUCCCUCCGCUGGGAAAAGGGAUCGGGGCCCCAAAUCCGUGA